AGGAGAACAAGACCUGUAGCUUUGGAUGACCAUGUGUAAUAACAGUCUUAAUAGAAGGUUGUAUUAGUUAUAACUGUCUUAACAGAAUGUCGUUGUGUUAGGAAUGACUGUUAAGAGAUUGAUUAGAAGAUUGUUAGGACAAGUAAAUGGGGGCUAUAAAAUAGCAAACAGGGCACGAUUGUAUAAUAAGAAAAUUGCUAAUCCUUUUCUCUCUCCUUCUUCCUAGUUCAAUUCUUGUUCUUGUCUUCUUGGUUUCUAAAAUUUGGUGUUUCUUAGCGAUUCAUCAGUAGCGCAUGGAGAGCGCUUGGACUCCCUUCAAUCCAGUGUUAUGGAACAACAGAAAGCCAUGUCUGAACUAAUUCUUCGAGUUUCUUCGAUGGAUGGGCGAUUAGAGCAAGCUUUCCACAUGACCACUUCGUCUCCUUCGCAAGAUUUUCAUUCUGAUUAUCCCAACGAUCAUCAUCCGCCUGGAUCUCAAGUUUCUUCAUGGCUUAAUCAAUUCCGGACAUGCACGAUACAUCUAGAUUUUCCUCGAUUUGAUGGCGAGGAUCCGUUGGGUUGGAUCUUCAAGGAAGAACGAUUCUUUGAUUAUCACCAUACAGCAGAUGAUCAAAGACUUCUUAUAUCUUAGUUCCAUAUUGAUGGCAAGGCGCUACAGUGGUUUCAGUGGAUGAGCCGCAAUGGCCAAUUCGACACUUGGCCGGUGUUCACAAAGGCUUUGGAACUCUGUUUUGGUCCGUCGGAAUUUGAAGACCACCAAGGUGCUCUAGUUAAUUUGAUGCAGACAUCAUCAGUUUCAGAGUACCAAUCGCAGUUUGAAGCCCUAGCCAAUCGUACAAUCGAUAUCUCACCCACCUUCUUGAUCAGUUGUUUGGUCUCUGGUCUGCGAUUGGACAUCCGAAGUGAGGUAUUAGCUUUGAGGCCUACAUCUAUGGCCCAAGCUAUUGGAUUAGCACGAUUACAAAAGGCCAAGAUUCAAGAAUCUAGGCGUUCAUUCUUAAAACCCAAUCAGGUCAGAAGUCUGAUUCUUCCUAGCCCUAACCCCAAUUUUCUGAUCAACUCACAACCUCAUCGCAUUCCUAUUAAAUGUCCUCCUUCGGCUGAGAUGCAAGUUCGAAGAGACAAAGGGCUCUGUUACAACUGCAUGAGAAAUUUGCACCAGGUCAUCGAUGCAAAUGUCGUCAAUUUUUCUUGCUCACUGAUGAUGAUGACGAUGAGUUACAGUUUCAAGAUUCAAGGAUUGAUAACACGCCGGCUAGCCCAAUGGAUUCUACGAUGGCUGAUUCUUCUCCCCAUUCUGAAAUUUCCUAUCAAGAUAUGGCUGGUCAUAGGUCUCCUAUGACUCUUCGUCUAACAGGGUACAUAGCUGGUUCUUCCAUUCAGAUUUUGGUGGAUGGGUGUAGUACUCAUAAUUUUGUACAGAGCAGAGUCGCAAGGCAUCUUGGUUUGGCUAUUGAAGCUGCACCUACUAUCACUGUUUUGGUCGGUAAUGGGGAUCGAUUGUCCAGUGAAGGUAUCGUCAAGAAAUUACCAGUUCGGAUCCUUAACCAUUUAAUUACUAUUGAUCUUUUAGUUCUUCCAAUUUUUGGUGUGGACAUGGUUUUGGGGUUUCAAUGGUUAGCACAAUUGGGUCCUAUGUUGUUCUAUUACGGUAGACUGUCUUUAGAGUUCAUGGAUGGUGACACAAAGAUUCAGUUAUUGGGUGAACUUUCACCAUCUUCUCCUCAAAUGGGGUACCAUGCUGUCCGUCGCCUUGCUGUUACUGGGUCUUAUGAAGCCUUAUUUCAAUUGGAAAUUCAGUCAAUUCCCAAGCCAACUUCUGUUUGUGAAAAUGCCGAACUGAAUGAUCUACUUCAAUCUUACAGUUCUGUCUUUGAUUUUCCAUCUGGGUUACCUCCUUCCCUUGUUCAAGACCAUUCAAAUCAUCUACAACCUGGGUCCGAACCGGCCCUUAAUGCUAUCACGGUGUGAGACCGUUUCCCUAUUCCAAUAGUGGAUGAGCUCCUCGAUGAACUCCAUGGUGCCAGGUUCUUUUCCAAACUGGAUCUUCGUGCAGGAUAUCACCAAAUCAGAGUUCGAUCAUCAGAUGUCCAUAAGACAGCAUUUCGCACCCACGAUGGCCAUUUUGAAUUUCUGGUCAUGUCGUUCGGUCUCACAAACGCUCCUUCCACCUUCCAAGCCACUAUGAAUUCUCUGUUUUGGCCAUUCUUACGUAAGUUUGUUCUUAUUUUCUUUGAUGAUGUGUUGGUCUACAGUAAGUCCUGGACUACCCAUCUAACCCAUUUAAAAGAAGUCUUGCAUGUUUUGGGCCACCAUGCAUUCUAUGCUAAAAGAUCAAAGUGUUCUUUUGGGCAAUCAUCGAUUGAGUACUUAGGCCAUAUAGUUUCAGCUCAAGGGAUCGAAAUGGAUAAGAAUAAAAUUUCUGCAAUGUUAGAAUGGCCUAUUCCUCGAUCACUUAAAGCCUAGCGGGGAUUCUUAGGUCUUACCGCUUACUAUAGGCGUUUUAUGAGAAACUAUGCCAGCAUUGCUGCUCCUAAACAGAACUUCUUAAGAAAGGUGCUUUUACUUGGUCUACUACUGCUCAAGAGGCCUUUGAAAAGUUACAACAGGCCAUGACGAAAGCUCCAGUUUUGGCUCUGCCAAAUUUUUCGAUACCAUUUAUGGUUGAAAUUGACCUUUUCGGGUUUGGUAUUGGUGCUAUACUGUCACAAGACAACCACCCCAUUGCAGGAAAUAAUCCAAUAAAAUGCAAGUAGCUUCCACCUAUGUUCGUGAAAUGUAUGCUAUUACGGAGGCGGUUGUUAAGUGGCAUCAAUAUUUGCUUGGUCAAAAAUUUUAUAUUCAAACUGAUCAAAUAAGUUUGAAAGGGUUAAGCAUACAAUCCAAACUCCAGAACAACAACAGUGGUUCUCAAAACUUUUGGGCUUUGUUUUUGGGAUCUCAAAUUGACCCGCAAAGAAAAUGUGGUGGCUGAUACUCUCUCUCAUGCACCUCUAGAGUUUAUGGGCUUCCUUCCAUUUUCAACUCCAUCAUUUGAUUUUUUGGCUCAGCUACGUUCAGAAGUCCUCUCAAGCUCUGAACUUCAAGAUAUUUGCACUGGCUUCGCAACUGACCUCUCUUCUUAUCAUGUGUAUUUUUCCAUGAUGGCUUACUGUACUACAAAAAUCGAUUGGUGCUAGUAGCUGAUUCCUUCCUCCGCGAUAUGUUUCUUCAAGAAUUUCAUUCCUCUCCUACUGGGGGGCAUCCUGGUUUUCUACGCACAUAUGCUCGCAUAACAGCAAAUGUUUUUUAAAUGUUUUUUGGAAAGGCAUGCGGUCUUAUGUCACACAAUUUGUUGCCCAUUGCUCAAUUUGCCAGCAGAUUAAAUCUUUGAACACAUCUCCAGCGGGUCUCUUACAACCUCUGCCCAUUCCAGAGCGUGUUUGGGAAGAUAUUGCUAUGGAUUUCAUAACGGGUCUCCCGAAUUCAGGUGGUAAGACUGCGAUUUUUGUGGUUGUCGAUCGAUUGACCAAAUAUGGUCAUUUUAGUGCUCUGCCUAGUAAUUUCACUAGUCAUAAAGUGGCAGCAGUGUUUGCAUCCGAUAUUGUGCGGCUUCAUGGUCUCCCACGCUCCAUUGUCAGUGAUAGUGAUCCAUGGUUUCUUAGUACCUUUUGGAAAGAGCUAUUCAGACUUCAAGGCACCACACUUUCCAUGAGUAGUGCCUAUCAGGGUGAACGACUCAGGGAUUGAAGGCAACUUCUCAAUCUGCCCCCGGCAGCUGAUAUUAGGUCUUUGAACGGCAUGGUGCCCCCGGUUGGUUCCCGAUUGAGUGGACUUAGGGCAUGAAGGGUUGUGGUGUCGCUGGAAAGAGUGGAAAGACAAGGAAAAGACAAGGAAAUGAUCAUUAUUCCUCUUCUAUAAAUAUCCAAAUUUUGAUGCCUAAUACCCUAUUGAUAGUUCGAACGGUAUAGGAACAAUAAUCAAGUUUAGCUUGAAUGGUUUGUAGGGGAACCCUGCAAUUCCAAAUAUCUUAUUUGAUUAUUUCAAUUUAAUUUUAAUUGGAAUUCCUUUAUAUAUAGGUUUUUAGUCUAGAAAUUUUUUUAUUUGUAUGAAAACAAGAGAGUUUUCCCCCAGUCAUAUGGCCAGACAGAGGCGUUAAAUCGUUGUUUAGAAAUGUAUUUGAGGAGUUUUGUUUUAGACGAACCCAAUCAAUGGGUCAAAUUUUUGUCGUGGGUUGAGUAUUGGUAUAAUACGUCUUUCCAUACGGCAGCGAGCAUGACACCUUUUCAAGCUUUGUAUGGUCGCCCCCCACCUAGUAUUGUACACUACAUCCUGGGUUCAUUCCUCAAUGAGACUGUCGACCAAGAUCUUCAAACCAGAGAUGGUGUCUUGCAACGGCUCAAACGCGAAUGAAAAAUCAGGCGGAUAAACACAAGGUGGACAAACAAUUUGAGCCAGGUGAUUGGGUAUUUGUUAAACUACAGCCUUAUCACCAACAGUCUGUUGCUUUGCAGCUCAAUCAGAAACUUGGUCGACGUUUUUUUGGGCCAGUCAAAGUGCUGGAACGAGUGGGGAAGGUAGCAUAUAAACUUGAGUUGCCAGAGACUCUACGUAUUUAUCCUGUAUUUCACAUUUCCAUCCUCAAGAAAUGUGUGGGUAAUUCGGUGAAUCAAACGGUUCCAUUACCACUUGUGCAAUCUGCUGGUGACAUUGUUGCUCAACCGAUUUCUGUUCUGAACUACAGUCAUCUUCGGCGGCAAGGCAAUUGGGUUCCUCAGGCAUUGUUACAGUGGGAGGGACUUCCAUUGGAGGAGGCUUCUUGGGAGGGUGUCCUUGUUUUGCGCCAGUUGUUUCCCCACUUGAACCUUGAGGACAAGGUUUUUUGUGAAGAGGACGGUAAUGUUGUGAACACAGCAGCAGCUGUACGCAGGAGUGAUAGGAGGAGAACAAGACCUGUAGCUUUGGAUGACUAUGUGUAAUAACAGUCUUAACAGAAGGUUGUAUUAGUUAUAACUGUCUUAACAUAAUGUCGUUGUGUUAGGAUUGACUGUUAAGAGAUUGAUUAGAAGAUUGUUAGGACAA
Messenger RNA from Macadamia integrifolia, 5061 nucleotides. RefSeq lists its product as uncharacterized. The record is from RefSeq and is a predicted model, not a curated record. The transcript is spliced from 2 exons. NCBI's taxonomy places the organism in Eukaryota, Viridiplantae, Streptophyta, Magnoliopsida, Proteales, Proteaceae. The coding region runs from base 1264 to 1971 and encodes 235 amino acids.